AUGGUGGAAUCGGAGCUAAGCUAUGAACAGAUUCGUUUGAACAGAGUGGAAGAGAACAAGAAGAGGAUGAAAGAGCUUAAUCUGAGAAAGCUUGCUCAAUCUAUUCGCGUCUCUUCUUCUCCCAAGCCCUCUCCAGCUAAGCCGAGGACUCUCCGUUUGCCGGUGGACUUCUCGGAGGUGAGGAGAUCAAGCCGUGCGAAGAAUCCUCCUCCGAGUUACAGAGAGAUGGGGCUAGAACCUCUGGAAAGGCCAAGAAGGAGCUAUCCAAAAAGAAAUUUGCUGAACCGGGUAUAUGCCUCAGACGAGGCAAGGAUGUAUGCAAUCGACAGGGCAGAGAAGCUUCAGUCAAGCCUAGAACCAGAAUUCCCAAGUUUUGUUAAACCAAUGCUCCACUCACAUGUGACUCAAGGAUUUUGGUUGGGCUUGCCGGUUCAUUUCUGCAAGACACAUCUGCCGAAACGUGAUGAAAUGAUCACUUUAGUUGAUGAAGAAGACGAUGAAUUUGUGACGAAAUACCUUGCUGACAAGAACGGACUUAGCGCAGGCUGGAGAGGUUUCGCCAUUGAUCAUCAGUUAGACGAUGGUGAUGCUGUUGUGUUUCACCUUAUCUCUCCAACGAUGUUCAAGGUUUAUAUCAUUAGGGUAUCUGAUGAAGCAAACAAUGAUUCAGAUGGGAAUGAAGAUAAAGAGAAUGACACUGAGUCAGACAAGGAACAAGAAGAAAGUGUUUCAGAAGCUAGGCAGUUGAGAAGCAGUGGUAAAAGGAAAAGAAGAGGCAGGAAGUAG
This is a messenger RNA of Microthlaspi erraticum, 786 nucleotides long. The record is from the annotation of a GenBank genome assembly. NCBI's taxonomy places the organism in Eukaryota, Viridiplantae, Streptophyta, Magnoliopsida, Brassicales, Brassicaceae.